AAAGCAUAGCACUGUAAGUUGCACUAUUAGUCGUAGUGUUUUAAUUAUCAACAGUUUUGUGUGGGUAUCAUUUAAAGCAAAUUUGGAUGUAACUUUUUUUUGUGGUCAAAGUUCAAAUUAAACAACGUAAAGAAGUAAAUGUAACAUUCACAACAUAGUUACAGUACACAUAGUUACAUACAAAAGUGUUGGAAAUUAGUUUUUCAUUUGUACUCGUAAGUUAAUGUUCAUGAAAAAAAUGCAUUUAUCAACCUAGUUUUUGAAAAGAAAAAAAUUAAAAGAAUUUUCAACGUAAGGUAUUUAUCCAUGCGCAUAAUGAUUCAAAAAUUACUGACAAUAGAAAUUCUUACGGCUGUGGUGAUCAAUUAUGCAUAUAUUCAGGCUGAUGCAAAUUUCACCCUCACCUAUCCAAAUCCUAGAAGAGAUGAGAACGUAUCUGACAUAUACCCCAAAAAUACCGUGGUUAAAGACCCAUACAGAUGGAUGGAAGCCCUAGAUAGCGAAGAAACGAGGAAACUAAUUGAGGAGGAAAACGCUUUUACAAAAUCUUAUUUGGUCAAGAGUCCGUUUCGUGCUGAAUUGGAAGCUCGUUUCAAGGAAUUGUACAACUAUCCGAGAUACAGCCAGUUUUUCUGGAAAGGCAAACAUUAUUUCUCAUUUCAGAAUACUGGUUUGCAGGAUCAAAACGUGCUUUUCAUACAUGAUUCACCAAACAGUGAAGGUAAAGUGUUUUUUGAUCCGAAUACUCUCAGCCAAGAUGGAACUAUAGCAUUAGAAUCUCAAAAUUCUGCUUUCUCCGAAGACGGACUAAUUUUUGCCUACAUGUUGAGUGCAAAUGGCUCAGACUGGAAAACAGUGCAAUUUAAGCACGUAGAACAAGGCGAUAUUUACAAAGAUAAAUUGGAAAAAGUGAAACUUUCCACAUUAUCAUGGAUGCACAAUAACAAAGGAGUAUUCUAUUCGGCAUACUUGGAUCAAAAAAACAAAUCAGAAGGAUCAAAAACUGACAUUAAUAAAAAUCAUAAAUUAUAUUAUCACGUAAUUGGAACUGAGCAGUCCAAAGAUGUAAUGGUAGCAGAAUUUCCAAACCAUCCAGAUUAUUGGAUCCAAGGUUGGGUCAGCUAUUGUGGCAAGUACCUAGUCGUAUCAGCAAAUACAGGUUCCGAUAAUAAUUUGAUAUACAUUGCUGAUUUGGAAAAGAUCGAUUAUGAAAUAAAGGGUAAAUUAGAACUUACACCAAUCUUCACAGAAACGGGAGCCAAGUAUAACUAUAUCACCAAUGACGGUCGAAACUUCAUUUUCAAAACCAAUAAAGACGCAGAUAACUUUAAAUUGAUUUCACUCGAUAUUGGGAACCCAGAUCCAAAAACAUGGAAAGAUUUGGUACCGGAAAAUAAAACAGAUGUAUUGUUCGGAGCGGUUCCAGCAUUCGAUAAAUAUAUAGUCUUAUGUUAUAUCCAAAAUGUCAAAAAUAUUCUGCAAUUACACGACAUCAAAACCGGCACCUUGAUUAAGAAAUUUGAUUUAGAUAUUGGUACGGUUUAUGGAUCAUCAUUCUUCAAUGAUCGAAAAUCUCCCAUAAUAAUUUUCCGAUUUAAUUCAUUCCUUACGCCUGGUAUUAUUUAUCGUUGCGAUUUAUCGAAACCGCCAUUCGAACUAGAAGUUUUUCGAGAAAACAAGUUGAAAAAUUUUGACCGCCAGAAAUACACCACGGAACAAAUAUUUUACAAAAGCAAAGAUGGUACCGAAGUGCCCAUGUAUCUGACUUAUAAAAAAAGUUUGCAAAAGAACGGAAAUAAUCCUACUCUUCUUUAUGGUUAUGGCGGAUUCUCUGGUGGUAUAUCACCUUUCUUCAGCAUCAAUACGAUUGCAUUUAUAAGUAAUUUCGAGGGUAUAUUUGCCGUAGCUAAUAUCAGAGGCGGAGGGGAAUAUGGUGAAAAAUGGCACAGAGCAGGAAAACUGGACAAGAAACAAAAUUCCUUCGAUGAUUUUCAAGCUGCUGCAGAAUAUUUAAUCGCUGAAAAUUACACGAAAACUCAAUCGCUGAUUAUAUAUGGAGCAUCUAACGGAGGACUCUUAAUGGGAGCUUGUCUUAACCAGAGGCCAGAUUUAUUUGGUGCAAUAAUUUCAGAAGUGGGUGUGUAUGAUAUGCUGAGAUUUGACAAAUUCACUAUCGGUUAUAACUGGAUAACUGAGUACGGCUCGCCCUCAAAUGAGAAGGAUUUCGAAUAUAUAUUCAAAUACUCUCCUUUGCAUAAUGUCAGGAUACCCAAUGAUACUAAUAAGCAAUACCCUGCCACCAUGCUCUUAACUUCAGACCACGAUGAUCGUGUUGUACCUUCACAUUCGUUGAAAUUCAUAUCUACUUUGCGGUAUGAAGCGAAAACCCAUCCUAAUCAGAAAAAUCCUUUCAUAAUCAGAAUUGAAGCUAAUGCUGGACAUGGAGGUGGUGUAUCAAUAGAGAAAGCAAUUGCUCGACUUGUAGAUCAGAAUUGUUUCAUAAUUAUGAAUACUGGAAUCAAAUUUCAUAUUCAAUAGAUAAAUGUCGAAUACCUGGGUUCAAAGAAGAGUUGAUUUUUGUUCUUUUAUCAUUUUUAUACUUGCUUAUUAUUGAAAAUUGAGAUUAUAGGAAAUAUAUAAGUGCAAUAUUU
Messenger RNA from Planococcus citri (citrus mealybug), 2651 nucleotides. Its product is annotated as prolyl endopeptidase-like. Bases 307 to 2538 code for a protein of 743 amino acids. Gene Ontology annotation, biological process: proteolysis. Gene Ontology annotation, cellular component: cytosol. Gene Ontology annotation, molecular function: oligopeptidase activity; serine-type endopeptidase activity. The transcript is spliced from 17 exons. The record is from RefSeq and is a predicted model, not a curated record. NCBI's taxonomy places the organism in Eukaryota, Metazoa, Arthropoda, Insecta, Hemiptera, Pseudococcidae.